Molecule: messenger RNA, 2941 nt
Organism: Ooceraea biroi (clonal raider ant)
Lineage: Eukaryota; Metazoa; Arthropoda; Insecta; Hymenoptera; Formicidae
Gene: Pex5
Product: peroxisomal biogenesis factor 5
Biological process (GO): protein import into peroxisome matrix, docking
Cellular component (GO): cytosol; peroxisomal membrane
Molecular function (GO): protein binding
Source: RefSeq, a predicted model, not a curated record
AUGAUCGAACGGAACGUGCCACACGUCUCCGUUUUUUCCUUCCUUUACUUCUUUUUUCUUCGUCUUUACUUCUUUUCAUCUGAUAAUCUUUUAAUUGAGACGGCACUAUCUCGAUUAAUCGGAAAAGAAAAAAAAAACAAGAAAGAUUCUUUUACACUCACAUGAAAGUUAAGAGCAGGUUGUUGACCAAUGGAUCUUUGCAUCUCUGUCGCUCUUGUUUGUCGAUCUGUUCCGCGUGCAUUCCGACGAUCGACAAAAUUAUUCCAGCUUUUUCUCCCCCUCCUCUCGUCUUAUGUAAAAUCUGAUAGGGUGCAAAGUCCUGAAGUCAAGAUUUCGUUUGACUGACAAAUGCACGUCAUGAUAACAGUGUGGUAACAAGUGGUAAAGAACCGUGCGUGCAAGUGCGACGAAACAACUCCAAGUCGUUACAGUGGAAGAAGCCAGUGACAAUUUGAAGGGAUGGCAUUUCACGGAUUAGUGGAGGGUGACUGCGGUGGUCCCAGCUCACUGAUACAUCUCGCGUCGCACUACGUGCGAGACCAUGGCUUCAAGGAGGAAGGAAUCCAUCGGCCGUUCGACUCACAGAACGAACGCCAGACGCCAGACACUGAUCAGCUGGUCCAGCAGUUCCUGCAGGAACCGGCAUGCCCGCAGACGUUUCGCAUGGACAGUCUGCUGCAGGAGAUGAGAGAAAUCGAUAAAACUAUCCGUCCGCCGAUCACGGCACCUCGCGUUGCCAAUGAGCUAGCCGACUUGGAUGCAGCCUGGAGCAACGCGUGCUUCAAACCCACCGAGUCACUUCAUGAAUUUCGUGCAAAUGAUAGGACGUGGAGUCUGCCUGUGAUACAGUCCGAGGCGAGCCUGCAUUUCCCUCCUCACGAGACUCACGAGCUCGGGCUAGAUCCCAAAUGGGCGGAGGAAUAUGUGGAGCAAAGGAUAGACGCGAACGACGACAAAAGUAACGUUAGACACGAGAAUCCGGCGCGUUCGAAGUUGAUGAAAUUUAUGCAACAGGAGACUGAUGCUCCAAUAGAGAGUGAUCAAAAAGCAACCGCCUGUUCGGAUUCCACAGUCGAUGAAUGGAUAGAGCAUUUUUUCAUGGACAAGCCGAAAACGGACGAUGGUGUGACCGAUAAUGCCAGCGAUCAUGCAGUUUUGAAUAAGAUGGAGGAGCAGUUGACAGUGGCAGGCUCGUGGAUGGACGAAUUCGUGAAUCCUGCUUUAGAAAACAGUCUCGAUGAUGUCUACGAGUCGACAUGGGAACGGUUGAACGAGAUGAAUACGGCACAAUCGGAUUACAACGCCACGUUUAACAAAGAAUACGAGUUUUGCAAGACGAAUCCCAUGAAGGACUUGCCAAACGCACUGGCGGAGGGCAAGCGACGGUUAGAGGCAGAAGAUCUACCAAGCGCCGUGCUUUGUUUCGAAGCAGCCGUUCAGCAGGAUGAAAAUAACGUCGAGGCCUGGCUGCUCCUCGGAAAGACGCAGGCUGAGAACGAGCAAGAUCCCCUGGCCAUCUCCGCUUUAAACCGCUGUUUGUCCCUCGAUCCGUCAAACAGCGUUGCGCUUAUGACGCUCGCGGCUUCGUACGCGAACGAGUCUUUCCAGAAGCAAGCUUGCCUAACAUUGAAGGAAUGGUUGCUGAAGAACGAAAAGUACAAUCACCUUUCCGUCUCGGAAGCCGCUCUCAAAAACUCUGAGCAACUGCCUCUGGGCAUGUCCACCCUGUUAUUCGACCAGGUGUAUAACGAAGUCAAGGAUUUGUACAUUCAGGCCGCGAGAAUGAAUCCGCGGGACGGCAUCGAUGCCGACGUGCAGUGCGGGCUAGGUAUACUGUUUAACUUGUACAGUGAGUAUGAUAAAGCCGCAGAUUGCUUCCGAGCAGCGUUGCAAGUACGACCUGACGAUUCGAGAUUGUGGAACAAACUGGGCGCGACUUUGGCUAACGGUCAGCGGUCGGCGGAAGCCAUAAACAUGUAUCAUCGUGCCUUGGAACUAUCGCCUGGAUUCAUCAGAGCGCGAUACAACCUUGGAGUAUCCUGCGUUACUCUCGGCGCGUACAAGGAAGCUGGAGAGCAUCUUCUGACAGUUUUGAAUCAGCAAGCUGCAGGGAUGGGACCGCAAGGUAGCGAAGCAUCCCAUGGAGCAAUGUCCAACUCGAUAUGGACCACAUUAAGAUUCGUCGUACUGUUCAUGAACAGAUACGAGCUGAUGAACGACGUAGAAAAUAGAGACUUGUCGAGGUUGAAUAAAGAAUUUGAAGUCGCAUAAACUAAAUGGAAUAUCGAUAUAAUACAUCACACUUAUAUAAAUCGUUUCAGGCAAAGGUAAUUCAGUUAAAAAGAAUACAAAAAUCAUGUUUCUCGAACAUAUUUUAACAGUUCGCAAAGGUUGAAAAUAUUUGACAUAAUUGUAUAUAAUGAACAUACAAAUGAAAUGUACAUACAAGUGUACAGAAUAUUGAGCUCUCAUUUCUCCAUUUCAAUUCAAAUUGGUAUUCAAAGUGGUAUUUUUUUUUGUAGCAAUUUUAGUUUUAGAUUUUUAGAAUAUGUAGUUAAGAGAAAAUAUCGUGGUUCUCUUUUAUACAUGCAUAUAUGUAUACCUUAAUAUAUAUUUUAUAUUGGUAAUCAUUUUUAUAGAAAUGUUGAUAUCAUUAAUUUCAAUAUUCGUUUUUUCAAAAUCUAUUAAAGGAAUAUAAAUGCAUAUUAAAUCUAUUGCAAACAGUUGCAGAAGUUGUAUUACAUUUAUUUCCAUGAAAACUGUAUUAAUGAUUUAUGUUUGCUACUAUUGUUAUAUAUAUAUAUAUAUAUACUAAAUAUAAUAUUAAUAAAAUUAUAUCUUUUUUUAUAUUAAUAGCUUUAAUCACAAUUGUUGUCUAUCAUUUAAGAAAUAAAAACUAUAUAAAACAAAUAGGAUGUAAUAAAAGGGAAAAGCUGCUUGA